AUGCAACAAAUGCCUCAAGCACGUAGAGCAAACUUCAUCACCAUCGCGCCAUCACUAUCCCGUCGUCACCAUCAUCGUCGCCAUCUCUUUCACCGCUUCAUCUCAAACUCACAAACGCAACCAAAAAGAAACGAAAUCAACGUCGUCCACCACUCCUCUUCCAAGCGUGGCACUCAAAUGCAACCAGCUGAUCCCGGUGACCUACCUCCCCCCCCGCUCCGACGAGACAUCGCUGGAAGGCCUCCGGCGCCUCAACGAAACGCCACGCCCGUUCCGCAAAUCCGUUUGGCUACAACCUAA
Molecule: messenger RNA, 300 nt
Organism: Colletotrichum abscissum
Lineage: Eukaryota; Fungi; Ascomycota; Sordariomycetes; Glomerellales; Glomerellaceae
Exons: 1
Coding region: 1-300 (99 amino acids)
Source: RefSeq, a predicted model, not a curated record